GCCACCCGCGUUGCUCUCGGAAUCAGAAAGACGGCGAAUCAGCAGCGCCGCCGUGGUUGGCUGCAAGUUCUAGCAAAAAGCCCUUGAAUGCAGAACGGAGAAAAAAACCGACCCCCGCAGGCCCCCGCGCUGUGGAAAAGCCCGCCUUUAUAAAAAAAGCCUGGCUUAUGCAAUAAUAUAUUAGAAUGGCAGCGGCCAAAGGCCGCGGCGCUGCCUCACUCUUGGGCAUUUCUCUGAAAAGCAUUGCGCCGCAAUGCGCCAUGACGUAAUGGGCGCCCCCCGGGCAACUCGUCCAGGCGAAUCAUUUGCACAGAAACUCUAUAUGGGGCGGCCGCUUAAUCUGGGCGUGCAGUGCUAGGAGUGCGGCCACGUCUGAGGGGCGGCCGCCGAACUUACGGGAGCGCUUGUCCUGUGGAGGGCCAGUCGCAUGCGGCGCUAGCUUCUCACUCCCGCGGUUGGCUAAGAGCCCGCCAAAGAGAGAGCAUCUAAGUAGCACGCAGCCCGGAGCACGUUGGCGCCACGCGUUCC
Messenger RNA from Amoebophrya sp. A120, 528 nucleotides. The record is from the annotation of a GenBank genome assembly. Lineage: Eukaryota; Dinophyceae; Syndiniales; Amoebophryaceae.